UUUUUUUUUUUUAAAAAAAAAAGGCGAUUCAUAUAAUUUAAACUCAGAUUUGAUUUAUGAAUUCGGACUAAAAUCAGUACCUCUAUUUUUCCUUCCCUUUUUCAUCUAUCAACAAUGAGCAAAGUCAGCGCUGCUACCGUCAGAGAAAUUGUCAACCAAAUCCAAGCUGCUUCCAAGGAGAAGCAACGUAACUUCACUGAAACCGUUGAACUUCAAAUUGGUUUGAAGAACUACGAUCCUCAACGUGAUAAGCGUUUCUCUGGUACCAUCAAGUUGCCCAACAUCGCUCGUCCCCGUAUGACCGUCUGUGUUCUUGGUGAUGCUUUCCACUGUGAUCAAGCCAAGGGUGCCGGUAUGGAAUUCCAAUCUGUUGACGAUCUUAAGAAGCUCAACAAGAACAAGAAGCUCAUCAAGAAGCUCGCUAAGAAGUAUGAUGCUUUCUUGGCCUCUGAAGCUUUGAUCAAGCAAAUUCCUCGUCUUUUGGGUCCUGGUCUUCACAAGGUCGGUAAGUUCCCUACCCCUGUCUCUCACAACGACUCUUUGACCGACAAGGCCAACGAAAUCCGUUCCACCAUCAAGUUCCAACUUAAGAAGGUUCUCUGUCUCGGUGUUGCUGUUGGUCACCUCGAUAUGACUGAAGAUCAAUUGGUUGCUAACAUCAUGUUGGCUGUCAACUUCCUCGUCUCCUUGUUGAAGAAGCACUGGCAAAACAUCAAGUCUUUGUACUUGAAGUCCACCAUGGGUAAGCCCCACCGUCUCUUCUAAGAAGGGUCCUUUUUUUUAUAAAGGGGCAUCAAUUAUAUAAGCAUUAUGUUCAUUUGUCAUGUUAACAAACUUGAACCUCUAAUUUUUCUUUAAAAAAAAUUAUUACUCUGACGGUUUUACCAAGGUUUUAUAAAUAUGUAAAAUCAUUUGGGAGCUAUCAUGACUAUAAUAUAUUGUUUAUGAUCCCUUAAUAAAAAAAUAUUUAAAUAUAACAUAAA
Messenger RNA from Cokeromyces recurvatus, 983 nucleotides. Its product is annotated as 60S ribosomal protein L1-B. The transcript has 2 exons. Lineage: Eukaryota; Fungi; Mucoromycota; Mucoromycetes; Mucorales; Mucoraceae. The record is from RefSeq and is a predicted model, not a curated record. Bases 115 to 765 code for a protein of 216 amino acids. Gene Ontology annotation, molecular function: RNA binding; structural constituent of ribosome. Gene Ontology annotation, biological process: translation. Gene Ontology annotation, cellular component: large ribosomal subunit.